This is a messenger RNA of Pyrenophora tritici-repentis Pt-1C-BFP, 3618 nucleotides long. The record is from RefSeq and is a predicted model, not a curated record. Lineage: Eukaryota; Fungi; Ascomycota; Dothideomycetes; Pleosporales; Pleosporaceae.
AUGCCCGGUCGCCCUUCAACGCGUGCACCGCGCGCAUCUGCGACAUCAACGACCCGCAAGACCAGCGCUGGCACUACCAAAUCAACACGCGCAUCCUCCGCCAGGCAAUCUGCGAAUGCCAUCGAAAUCCCAGAUGAAGGCCCUGUAACAACGCUCCGCACACAAAUUGUCCAGGUCUUUAGCGAUGCUCAAAAGACGACUGCGACGCAGAGGAAGCUAGUGGUGAAUUUGCGCAAAAUACAAGAGGCAUGCUGCUUCGAGCCGCCAGAGACGGGCAAGAAGGGUGGGAAGAAGAGCAAGGGGGAGGAGCAGGAGGAUUUCGACGAGGAAGAGUUCAACGCUGAGGUUGUGAGAUGUGUACUCAGGAUCAUGUGUGUCAAGAAGAGCGAGCCUGUGGGUGAUAGGGUGAUUCGAUUCUUGGGUGUCUUUUUGAAGCAUGCCUCGGAGAAAGAUCAAUCGAUUUUUGCUCCAGAGGCCGAAGAGGAAGAAGCCACUGCUUUCCACGAAACACCCAGCAGCCGUCUUACAUCGCACAUCCUGACCACGAUCCUAGCGCUACUGACAGCCAAGGAUAAGACGAUCCGCUUCCGAGCAACUCAAACAGUCGCACACAUUGUAAACAGCCUCACAACCAUCGAUGACGACAUCUUCAACCUGAUAAGAUUGGGUUUUCUUAAGCGUCUACGAGACAAAGAGCCUUCAGUGCGUGUGCAGGCAAUCCUGGGACUGGGUCGUCUUGCCGGCAAUGACGACGAGGAGCAAGAGGACGAAGACAGUGAUGAUGAAGCCGCAGGCGGUAUUCUCGACAAGCUUCUGGACAUUAUGAUUAAUGAUCCUAGUGCCGAAGUGCGACGUGCUGUACUACUGAACCUGCCGCUUUGGCCCUCCACCUUGCGAUACAUUCUCGAGAGAGCCCGCGAUAUGGACGCGACCACUCGAAGACUAGUAUACGGCAAGAUUCUGCCUGCUCUGGGUGACUUCCGACACAUGUCGCUGGUUGAGCGAGAGAAGCUCAUCCGAUGGGGCCUGCGGGAUCGAGAUGACAUUGUUCGCAAAGCUGCUGCAACGCUCUUCCGGGAACGCUGGCUGGAAGACUGCGCUUCUUCGCGCGACACUCGAUCGGAGGAGGAGAAGAAGCCGGGGGAUGUUGCACCGCCAAGUCUAGAGGCGCUCUGUGAGCUGCUCGAGCGUAUCGAUGUCACGCGGUCAGGAGAGGAAGACGGUAUGGCCCACGAGGCAAUGCGUCAGUUCUGGGAUGGUCGGCCAGAUUACCGCAAGGAAAUCACAUUCGACCACGAGUUCUGGAACAACCUCGAUGCGCAGACUGCCUUUAUUGCGCGCACUUUGAAUGACUACGCUCAAAGCACAGAGGACGAAAGAGUGCAAAGCAUGGUCGAGGAUAAGAUGCCGGAAGUCACCAUGUUCGCUUUUGUUCUUCAGCGUGAACUCAACUCGUUGAUGGAGUUGGUAGACAAGGUCGCUGUCAUGGAGGAGAACGACCCAGAGGUCGAAGAGGCUCAGGAAGAUGUGGAGGAACAGGACUUUAUCGUUCAACAGUUACUUCACAUUGCCCACACCCUUGAUUAUACUGACGAGAUGGGCCGAAGGCAGAUGUACAACAUCAUGCGAGAGGCCAUCGCCAAGGCUCAGCUGCCGGAAGAGUGCACAAAACUUUCGAUCGAAGUCCUGCGUAAGGUCUGUGGUAGUCGUGGCGAAUCGGACUUUUGCGCACUCAUUGUCGAGGCGAUUGCAGAUGUUCGGGACUCCCUGCUAGAUGCAGAUGACGCUACCGUAACUGGAGAAGAUGGGGAUGAAGAGAGCUUCCACUCUGCUCAGUCAGACGUUGAUGGCGAUGCGCCGUUGAUCAAGCCCAAGACAUCAAAGGCAUCGGAGAACCUCACUGACGAGGAGAAGGAAGAACGACAGAUUCGCGAGGUCAUGGUGUACUCCAAGUGCUUGCACAUCGCUCAAUGUACACUGCAGAAUGUGGAGGGUGACCUGGAGUCAGACACUUCGCUCACAAACAUCCUGAACACGCUCAUCAUUCCAGCGGUGCAAGCUCAUCAGGCGAUGAUCCGUGAGCGUGGAGUCAUUUGUCUAGGUCUAGCCGCACUCCUUAGCAAGGACCUCGCAGACAACAACCUCGACCUCUUCUUCCACUGCUUCAUAAAAGGCCACGACGCCCUUAAAGAGAUAGUCAUCCAAGUCCUCACCGACGUGAUAAUAACGCACCCUACACUCCUCACACCCACAAUUCCGGACCCAGAUGCUUCUACCGAAGACGCCGAACCCAUUACCAACCCCCGCAUCCGGCCCAUCACGAAAAUCCUGCUCAAAGCAUUCACCUCUGACAACAAGCGCAUCAGUUUGAUUUCGUGCACCGCAGCAUCCAAGCUACUCCUCCUGGGCAUCCUACCCCCCUUGUCAACAACCGAAGUCCUCAAAGUCAUGGUCCUAACCUACUUUGACCCUGAAACGGCGCUGAAUCCCGCUUUACGCCAAGCACUCUCCUACUUCCUGCCAGUCUUCUGCCACUCGAAGCUCAAGAACGCUAAACUCAUGGCUGACAUCGCCGUGCCUGUAAUCUCCAAACUGCUCAUCAUGCGCGACGAGAACGUCGAGGAUGAAGAUGUAGAUGAGAUGGUGGGCUGGCCUGUCAUCACUGCGCAUCUAGCCGAAUGGACAGACGGACGCAAAGUCGUGGGAGCCACGGAGUUGGGUCUCGAUGGCAAGACAAAUGUGGUAGACAUUGAGGCCGAGGAACCACACGUCGGACUUGCAGUCGAGGUGCUCGAGCGCGCGUUGACAGCGACAUGUUCCAAAGACGAGAGAAAGCCGCUGCUGAGUCUGCUGAGUAAACUAUUCAUCGCACCGUCGUCGUCGUCAAGCAGUACUAGUGCUGGUGCCACGAGGAACAGUACCAUAGAAGAAGGUGGCGCCGUGGAUCUAGAGGAAAUGUUACACACCCUCCACGGCCUAGUCACUGAAGCCGUAGAAGGCAAAAUAGGAACGGACGCCACGCAGCGCAAUGCACUGGCCAAGUUGGAAACUAGUCUUACCAAACGCCUCGGUGAGGUGGCACAAGCAAAGGAGAAUACGGAGGUUGAGACGACGCAGCAAGGGUCGCCUGAAACGACUGUUGCUGCUGAUGCGGAAGAAGCCGGGGAGGAGGAAGAGACGGAGGUCCCGGUGCAGAAGAAACAGAGUAAGCCUGUUAAGCAGGAGGAGGAGGAGGAAGAGGAAGAGGAUGAAGACGACGAGACUAUGUUAGCGGGUAUGCAGGGCGAGGGUACACGUAUGCCGCUUGAAGAGGAAGACGAUGACGACGACGAUGAUGACGACGAUGAUGACGACGAAGAAGAAGAGGUAGAAGGCGAGGGAGAGUCAAUGGCCGAGCAUAGCGCGCUCACUGUAGGAAGGGAUGAUCGGCGAAGGACAAUGGUGACGGAAGAGGAUAUCAUGGAGGAUUUAUUGCAGAGUGAGAUGAGUGAUUCUGCAUGAUGCAGUUGUCUCUCUCUCCCUUCCCUUCCUUCUACACUGUACAACGGGAACACCAGGUCUCUCUGAUGAUGUUACGAUAUCCGUCGCUUUUUGAAAUGAUUGAAUCUCAUGUUUGGU